AUGGUGAGCCCAUCCGGGUUCUACAUCGACAACGGAAUUGACCAGACCGUCCGAGAGAAAAGUGUUUCGCUGCACGAACGGCAGGAAAUUGAGCACGAGAUAUUGGAACUGCUUGGGCUUCCGGAUCGGCCCAACAAGCAACACGUGCAUCCUUCGUUGAGGAAAUCGGCACCACAGUUCCUGCUCAAUAUCUACCACAAGUUUACCGAAGAAAGCAAUGGUGGUCGCCCGCGGAGAAGGCGGUUUGCGGACAGUAACAACGUGUUCACGAUCGCCGAUGAACGGGCGAUCGGGGAAAGUGACGUGAUCAUGUCGUUUCUCAACAAAGCGAACCGUCAUUUACCAAAGAUCCGGCAUCAUCGCGGGGGACAUCGCCUUUGGUUUGAUACGGCGGAAAUCGCAUCCGACGACAAUCAGCUUCUGUACGCGAGCCUGAGGAUGUUCAAGAACCGCAGCGCCAUCCGACCGUGGGAUGCGCUCGUCCACGGGCAGCAGAUCGUCGUGCGGGCUUCACUGAUCGGAGGAUACGACGAGGCGAAGGAUGGCCAUCGGUUGGAGUUUGUCGGCGAGCAGGCGGUUCCGUUCAACUACGAGGGUUGGGUGGAAAUAAACGCCACGCAAGCCAUGCAGCGUUGGGUCGUCGAUCGUGUGGGGAAUAAGGGUAUUUUUGUCGAAGUUUACUUCGCCGAAAGUCCCCGCAAGGAGGUGCUCCCGCACGAGGUGGGUUUGAUCCUGUCGAACAAGUUCGGACGCUAUCAGCCAUUUCUCGUCGGUUACUGCAAGGGUCCGGAGCUCGUGAAACCAACCGUCCACUCGGGCAACGGUGGACGGAGCCGCACGAAGAGAAGUCUACGGCGCAAGGGUGCUGAUGGUGGUGGCGCCAGGAGACGUACGGACCGUGUAAGAAAUCCCUUUCUUGAACGCUUCGGUGGUUCGGAGCGGUCGAAAAGCUGCCAGAUUCAGACGCUGUACGUGAGCUUCCGGGAUUUGAACUGGCAGGAUUGGAUUAUCGCACCGGACGGAUUCGGGGCGUUCUUCUGCUUCGGCGAGUGCAACUUUCCGCUCAACACGCACAUGAACGCGACCAAUCACGCCCUCAUCCAGACGCUGGUGCAUCUGAUGCAUCCGACGCGCGUCCCCAAACCCUGCUGUGCCCCGACCAAGCUGAAUCCGAUCUCAGUCCUCUAUCAUAUCGACGAUGCGAACAUCAAUUUGAAAAAGUAUAAAAAUAUGGUCGUCAAAAACUGUGGCUGUCUGUGA
Molecule: messenger RNA, 1260 nt
Organism: Anopheles coustani
Lineage: Eukaryota; Metazoa; Arthropoda; Insecta; Diptera; Culicidae
Product: protein 60A-like
Exons: 2
Coding region: 1-1260 (419 amino acids)
Biological process (GO): SMAD protein signal transduction; BMP signaling pathway
Cellular component (GO): extracellular region
Molecular function (GO): growth factor activity; cytokine activity
Source: RefSeq, a predicted model, not a curated record